AUGGAUGACGGUACAGUAAAUAUCCAGUCUGGAAUUAACAUCAACAUAAAAAGAACAGAUGGCCGUAUUCACUCGGCGAUCGUGUCCGGGGUGAACCUGGAGACACGGUCGGUGACCGUGGAGUGGUACGAGCGUGGCGAGACCAAGGGGAAGGAGGUGGAGAUCGAUGCCAUACUUGCGCUCAACCCGGAGCUCGCCGGCGUGCGGCAUCACACCUCGCACUUGCAGUCCAUGCCUAACAAGCUGGCCAGGGAGCCGUCGGGCUCGUCGUCGGACGACGGCGGCUUCCUGCGGGAGGGCGCGGAGUGCGAUGGGGGCGAGGGAGGCGCGGACGCGGGACACACGCUGCCCGUGCGCCACUCACGCUCGGAUAUGACGCGGCAGUCCAUACCGGUUGCGACGAAAGCGCCGUCGCGUGUGACGCGCAACAACCAGAUGCGAGUGUCGAAUGCCGGCGGCUACACGAACGGGCACGGCGGCGACACGACCGGACGGCGCGGCACAGAGAAUGUGCCGCCGCCACAGCCGCAGCCGCAGCCACAGCCACAGCUGCAGCCUCCCACCAAUGCGCGGGUCACACAGCAGACGCCAGCGUCGGGCGGUCGUUCACGAGCUGUCACCACUCCCAGCGCCGCGUCUGUGCUACAAAGUCUGCCGCAGGGACCUCAGCCUCCUUCAGCCUCGCAAGGACAAAGACGGAUUCAAAAUAUUAAAGAGUUCGGCGUGGGCGGGGGCGGCGGCGGCGGCGUGGGCGUGGUGACGCGCACGGCGGCGACGGCCAGCGCGGCGUCCGUGCCGCACGCCGUGGCGUCGGGCGCCGUGCGCAGGUCCAACGUCGUCAAGGAGGUGGAGCGCCUCAAGGAGAACCGCGAGAAGCGGCGCCAGCGCCAGGCUGAGCUCAAGGAGGAGAAGGAGGCGCUGAUGAACAUGGACCCGGGCAACCCGAACUGGGAGUUCCUAGCGAUGAUCCGCGAGUACCAGAGUAGCAUCGAGUUCCGGCCGCUGGUGGGCAGCGAGCCGGUGGAGGACCACCAGAUCACCGUCUGCGUGCGCAAGCGCCCGCUCAACAAGAAGGAGAUCGCCAAGAAGGAGGUGGACGUAAUCAGUGUUCCGACAAAGGACCAGAUGAUAGUUCACGAGCCUAAAAACAAAGUGGACCUAACGAAAUACCUCGAGAACCAGAAAUUCCGAUUCGACUACGCCUUCGACGACUCGUGCACGAAUGAAGUUGUUUAUAAAUACACGGCCAAGCCGCUGGUGCAGACGAUCUUCGAGGGCGGCAUGGCCACGUGCUUCGCGUACGGACAGACCGGCUCCGGCAAGACGCACACCAUGGGUGGAGACUUCCAGGGCAAGACUCAAGACUGCAAAAAAGGCAUUUACGCAAUGGCGGCGCGGGACGUGUUCACUUACCUCAAGUCGCCCAAGUACAAGCCGCUCAACCUCAUCGUGUCCGCCUCCUUCUUCGAGAUCUAUUCCGGGAAGGUCUUCGACUUGUUGGCGGACAAGGCGAAGUUACGCGUACUGGAGGAUGGUAAACAGCAAGUGCAGAUCGUGGGGCUAACGGAGAAGGUGGUCGACAACGUGGACGAGGUGUUGCGUCUCAUACAGCACGGCAACGCGGCGCGGACUUCUGGACAGACGUCGGCGAACUCGAACUCGUCGCGGUCGCACGCCGUGUUCCAGAUCGUGGUGCGGUCGCCGGGCAUGCACCGCGUGCACGGCAAGUUCUCGCUCAUCGACCUCGCCGGCAACGAGCGCGGCGCCGACACCUCCUCCGCCAACCGCCAGACCAGGAUGGAGAGCGCGGAGAUCAACAAGUCGCUGCUGGCGCUGAAGGAGUGCAUCCGCGCGCUGGGCAUGAAGGGCAACAACCACCUGCCGUUCCGCGUGUCCAAGCUGACGCAGGUGCUGCGCGACAGCUUCAUCGGCGACAAGUCGCGCACCUGCAUGAUCGCCAUGAUCUCGCCCGCCAUGUCCUCCUGCGAGCACUCGCUCAACACGCUGCGAUACGCCGACAGGGUGAAGGAGCUGGGCACGUCUGAGGGCAGUCGCGGGCGAGGCGAGUCGCCGCCCGCCGACCGCGACGUCGACGUGGACAUGGAGCCGCCCGGCCACGAGCUGGCGCACCUGCGCUCGCUCAACGAGGGUGACAUGUCUGCAGAGAUGUACACCUUCCACGAGGCGAUUGACGAACUGCAGCGUACAGAGGAAGAAGUGCUGGACAACCACAAGGCGAUCUGUGACUACAUGCAGCACGCGUUACAGCGAUGCACCCAACUACUUGCCAUCACACGCGACGUCGACUACGACCAGGACUCGUACGCGGCGCAGUGGGAGGCGCUGCUGAACGAGCAGCUGGCCGUGCUGGCGCAGGCGCGCGACCUGGUCACCGAGUUCCGCUCCAAGAUGCAGCACGAGGAGCACGUGUCGCGCCGCAUGCAGCCGCACUAG
Parnassius mnemosyne (clouded apollo) is the source of this 2454-nucleotide messenger RNA. The record is from the annotation of a GenBank genome assembly. Lineage: Eukaryota; Metazoa; Arthropoda; Insecta; Lepidoptera; Papilionidae.